AGCGUGCCCCGCGCGGAGCCCGCGCUCCUGCUCUGCUCGCGCUCUCUCGCUCGCGCUCCCCGGGGUCUCCUCAGCGCGGCGGCGGCGUCGGGGGGGGCGGCAGCGGCGGGCGCGGGGGCGGCUCCGACCAUGUCGGGCGAGGAGGAGGCGGCCGAGCUGACCAUCGCCGAGGACCUGGUGGUCACCAAGUACAAGAUGGGGGGGGACAUCGCCAACCGGGUCCUGCGUGCCGUGGUCGAAGAGGCGAACUCGGGAGCAUCGGUUCUGUGCUUGUGUGAGAAGGGAGAUGCCAUGAUCAUGGAGGAGACGGGCAAGAUUUUCAAGAAGGAAAAAGAAAUGAAAAAAGGUAUUGCCUUCCCAACGAGUAUAUCAGUAAAUAACUGUGUCUGUCACUUCUCCCCCUUGAAGAGUGACCAAGACUACAUCCUCAAAGAUGGAGACUUGGUCAAAAUUGACUUGGGAGUCCACGUCGAUGGCUUCAUAGCGAAUGUAGCACACAGUUUUGUCAUAAAUGCCUCAAAGGAAAAGCCUGUGUCAGGCCGUAAAGCUGAUGUCAUCAAGGCAGCUCAUCUCUGUGCUGAGGCCGCGCUGCGUUUGGUAAAGCCUGGAAACCAGAAUACACAAGUGACAGACGCGUGGAACAAAAUAGCCCACUCGUUUCACUGCACACCCAUUGAAGGGAUGCUGUCACACCAGCUGAAGCAGCACGUGAUCGAUGGGGAGAAAACAAUCAUCCAGAACCCUACAGACCAGCAAAAGAAGGACCAUGAAAAAGCAGAAUUUGAGGUUCACGAAGUUUAUGCUGUUGAUGUUCUUGUCAGCAGUGGAGAGGGAAAGGCAAAGGAUGCUGGGCAGAGAACUACAAUUUACAAAAGGGACCCCUCCAAACAGUACGGUUUGAAGAUGAAAACCUCCCGUGCCUUUUUCAGCGAGGUGGAGAGGCGCUUUGAUACUAUGCCAUUUACUCUCAGGGCGUUUGAAGAUGAGAAGAAGGCCAGGAUGGGGGUGGUGGAAUGCGCCAAACAUGAGCUGCUCCAGCCCUUCAACGUCCUCUACGAAAAGGAAGGAGAGUUUGUUGCACAGUUCAAAUUCACAGUGCUUUUAAUGCCUAAUGGUCCUAUGAGGAUAACCAGCGGCCCCUUCGAACCUGAGCUCUACAAGUCGGAGUUUGAGGUGCAAGAUGGAGAGCUGAAGGCCCUUCUACAAAGUUCUGCAAGCCGGAAGACCCAGAAAAAGAAGAAAAAGAAGGCCUCCAAGAAUGCAGAGAAUGCCACCACGGGAGAGACGGCGGAAGAGAACGAGGCUGGUGACUGAGCAGCUCCUGCUCCUUCAUAGCACCCAGUUCUCACACAUACACACACACACACACACACCCCUUCCCCCCCCCCCUCCCCCUCCCAAAAAAGAACCAGAAACAAAAUCUAGCACUGUUUGUCUCAAACAGCAAACAGCCUGGAUGUCCCACUGACAACAACCAGCUCCUCUUGAUUUUUGCCAAUGAGGGAGGAUUCUCUCUGCCACUUCAGACUACUUCAAAAAGAGAGCAGAAAAAAAAAAGAAAAUAAAAUCAGGAGUAAAAGCUAGUCUAUAUCUUUCUAACCUUUUAUACUACUCAUACUUGUUAAAAGAGGUGAACAACUAAGCCAUCCCCGAUGAGAGAGGGAGCGUGGAGAGCUGCCUGCUUUCUUCUUCCACCUCUUUUUUUUGGUUGUUUUUAAUUUUAUCCCUUUUGCAGAUUUUCUUGGAGGAAAACAAAAAACAAAAUAGCUGAUAAUGCCCUCAGAAAAGCGACCUGUGUUUGGGAUCUGCCUGCAGAGCUGCCGGCCGUGCAGGAUCUCUGCCCGUUACCUCGAGGCAGAGCGUUUCUCACUCUUUUAGCCUUCAGAUUGUACGUUUCUAAUUGGGGGGAAAAAAAAGAAACCAACCUGAAUUUGAUGUCCCUGGUGAGACUGUAGACUGUCCCAUCCGCUGCGCCCUGUCUCUGCCUUGGUUUACCUAUAAACACUCUAUUUUUAAAUAGAUUGCUGUGGUGAGCUUGUUUUGAAAUGGGGAAGCAGGCAGUGCCCAGUGCUGCACGGAGGGGCGGGCAGCUGCUCCGUGCUGUGCUGCUGGGCUCCCUUCUUCAUGAUGAUGAUGAUGAUGAUGAUGAUGAUGAUGAUGCAGUCGGUGGGUGCAGGCUGAGAGCAAGCCGGGGCUGCCAACUCUUCUACAGCAAGCUUUUUUAAAGGGGGAAACAAACCCACCGACAGACGUUGGGUUUCACGUGUUGGGAUGCAGAGGGCUUUCCUUCGCUGGUGGUGCCCAACCGGCCACGCGUGGGGCUGAGUGCUGAAGGUCCCGCAUGCGUUGCUCUGCAGGCAGUGCCCUGUGCUGCACCUGACAGCAGCCCCCGUUGGGAUGAAUGGCACAACGCAGAGCUUUCGGUCCCACCGCCCCCACCUCCGCUGCCCCCCCUGGGGAACCCUUGGGUGUUUUUAAGCAAUAUUGUGUCCAUGCGGAGCUCCUCCUUCCUCCUCACCCCGCGGAUUUCUAAACCACUAAGACUUGCUGGAGGUGUAUUUAAUUUUCUAUUUUUACGUACGUUAUUGUACCUCUUGAUACAAGGAACGGAAAACCCACUUGUUUUAAGAUUUUGAAAAGCAAAUGCUCCCGAGAAGAUCUCUGUAACCGACUCUGUUUUCCAAAUAAAGCUGACUCGUGGCAUCUCUUUGCACGGA
Molecule: messenger RNA, 2717 nt
Organism: Gallus gallus (chicken)
Lineage: Eukaryota; Metazoa; Chordata; Aves; Galliformes; Phasianidae
Gene: PA2G4
Product: proliferation-associated 2G4, 38kDa
Exons: 13
Coding region: 130-1314 (394 amino acids)
Source: RefSeq, a predicted model, not a curated record